GUUGCCUAUCAAGAUCCUUUUGGGGAGAGAAGAUAUUGAUGGAAGCUAUUUUUAAAUUGAGUAUUCAUCGAAUGAUCUUUUAGGGGAUAAGAUAUCAAUAAACCGUUGUGAAUGGAUUUAUCACCAACCGUCUAUUAUUUCAAUUAAUUUGUCCAGGGAGGGGAGGAAUAAUGAGUAAAAAGGAUCUUUAUAAAGUAUUAGAUGUAGCCAAAAAUGCCUCGCAGGAUGAUAUCAAAAAACAAUAUAGAAAAUUAGCCAAGAAAUAUCACCCAGAUAAGAAUAAGGAGGAAGGCGCUGAAGAGAAAUUUAAAGAACUCUCGGCUGCGUAUGAAGUUAUUGGUGACGAAGAUAAGAGAAAGGAUUAUGAUGUAGACAUAAGAAUCCAAGAGUAUGAUAAGAGAAAAGCGCAAGAACGAAGAUCUGCAGGACAUAAAGAAGGCAAAUUUGGAAAUAGUGGAUUUGGGUCAGAAUUCAACUUUCGCUAUACGUCUGACUGGAAAUCUGACCCUUUUAAAAAUAGCAAUAAUAAACAAUCGGGUUCAAAAUUUAAAAAUUCGUCUAGAAGAAAGCACAGGGGUGGCCCAACGAAUUCUGAAAGACCUGAAUGGAAUAACAAUUGGGGCGACACUGGCUUUGAUGAUGAUGAAUUCGUUUUUAAAGAUACGUUCGACUCUUUCAGAUUUCCCAAAUUUCCUUUUUCGUCUCCUUUCGAUGAUGUGUUUGACUCUUUUUUCGGAACGUCUGCUAAAAACUCGCCUAGAGGUCAUAAUCCCUUCGAGUUUGUUUUUAAUCUCAAAUCAGGGUUUGGAGAUCCGUUCGAAGAACGUUUCCUAAACGAUUUUACAAAUAAAAAUCGACGAAAUCCUCGUCAAAUGUCUGACGAGGAAGUUAGUGGUAUGUAUGAUUGGAGUGUUCCACUGUGGAGAAGGAGGAGAAAAUCUUCAUUCGAAGAUGAUGAAGAGGGUAAUACAUCUAGAUUCCCUUGUGUAUAUUGUGGAAGUAUGUUCCCUCCUCAAGGCCUGGCAAGACACCAAAGUGUAUGUAAAAGAUGGCAAAAGGAAAAUGCAAGAACGCCUAGCUACGGAACAACAGAGUUUCCAAAUAAUCAAAAUUCGAGAAGUAGUCAAAGAAGAAAAGAACCCAAGACUGAAGAUGAACUUAUAAGUUGCUCAUACUGUGGAUUGAGAUUGAGUGCCAAUUUAGCUAAAACUCACAUACCUCUUUGCAAAGCUACAAAGUCUCAUACUCGACCGUCCAGCGGAAAAAAUGCUUACUCUUCGGGUCAUUUUUUCAGACCUCAGUCUAGGAAAUUUUAGCGCUUCCUCUCUAUAUAUGAUUUGCUUAUUGCUCCGUCUCCUCAUAAAGAUCUUAUUGUAUGUGCAUGGCUUCUUUUUUGUGGGUAAUUUUAACUGAAAUUUAUAAAAAUUUCAAAUUUUCGAAUACAAUAUUUUAUAAUAAAAAAAAAUCGUUUGAUAAACUAUCUCCUCCUAAAUCGUAAACAAGAAAAUAAAGAUGCUAAUCAAUCGAUUGAAUAACCACAAAAUUGUCAAGAUCCGCUUUGCUGCACCACAACUAUUUAAGCGAGUGUCAUAUUUACAAAUCCUUAAGAAUGCCAAUUAUUUUAAUAUAUUGGCUUAAGUGAGGGUAAACGUAUAAAUUGAAUUGGUUUUAUUUAUUUUUUUUCUUUUAAAUAAAAUUGACCUCUGGUCUUUUUUUUCCAACUGGUGUCUUUAAUUAAUUGCGCGAUAUUGCGCAUCUAGCUAAGCGUUCAUCGUUUGUAUUAAAGGCCAAGCAAGUUGCCAAAGCAUUCGAUAGAUUAAAGCUUCUUGGCACAGCAGUCUUUCUUUUCCAAACAUCUUCAUCCUCGUCAUAUCGCCAAAUCUCACUUUCAGUUGCUUGAGGAUGUUCUCGUCCAAUCGAUAAAAAUUCACCAUUAACAGAUACAAAGUGGCCAACGCUUCUGCCACUCAUAGUUUGCGUAAGAACUGUCCAUUGAUUUUUAUUGCUGUCGUAACAUUCUAAAUGAAUGUUAGACAGGUGACUCUGACUAUGAGUCCCUCCAGCCACAAAAAUUUGGUCUUUAUGAACUAACAUCUGAUGUAGUCGUCUGGAAAAUUUCAUUGGUUCCCUAUAUAUCCAGCUCCCAUUGUCGAAUUCUAACAAUUGAUUGGACGGCUCUCUAUUAACAACCCCACCGCUAAUAAAUAUCCUAUCUCCUAGAGAUACUCCGGAAUGGGAGUGAGUAGGUAAUGGUAAAUUUGUACCGGUUAACCACGUAUUUCUAGCUGAAUUAUAAACUUCAAUCGAGUCUAAAGGUUGAAGCAGAUCGUCCAUACCGCCAGAAAUCAAUAGCAUACUCUUGGAUAGGGCGAAGAAAGCGGCGUCUAUCCUUACAGUCUGGUUAGUAGUCAAUUGAACAACACUUAAGUGCCGUGGAUCGAAUCGCAAAAGUUGAGCCAGGGACGUACCGCCGCCGGCAUCCAAAAUUCUAUAGAUGAAUAAAAAAUUAUCCAAAGAAGUGGUUCUCGAGUCUUUGGCACCAUUCACGUCUCCUGAAAGCCUGUAUAAUCUAUCGUUAUCAACAUUUAAAGUAAAAAUAUCUAAUGGUUGAUAAACCGAUCCAUGUUGUGUGCAUACGAGCAUUUCUGUCGGCGUUCUUAAUCUAGUUCGACUAUUUAACAAUGGGUGUUUAACUAAUGAGUCGUCAUGAUAAGCCCUACCCUCGUUAACUAUGUUGAUAGUUUGUCCUUUGCACAGACUAUGUGUGGAUAGUUCAACCAAAACGCUAUCUGGUAAUAGAGAGAAUCUUACAUUCUCCAUUAGCCUAACAGAGUCUUGUAACCUUGUUGAUUUUCCAUAACUAACCCACUUCAUAACAUGAUCAAAUAAAUGACGUUCAUUGGAGACAAUCAAGUCGUCACUCGCUAAUAUUUGGCACAAUUCAUUAGCUGAAGUCCUCUUGAAUCGUUCGGAUUUGGAAAACUCUUCGAAAUUUCUUAGACUCAUCUGUCUAUAAUAAUCUUGAACUUUCUUUAAGGCAUAUCUGUCGGCUACAGCAAGAAUUUCAUCAGCACUUUCAAAGGUUAGUUUAUGUAUUAAAUAAUUUGAACAGGCUUCAAGGGCUGUAGCGAUUUGUAGAUGAGAUGAAGCGUCUAAUAUGGCUGUAAUGUUGUUUGUAUCUAACGUUAGACGUCCACUGUACAUAAAUUCUAUAAUUGAUGUUAGGGUCGUUCCUGGAAUUCCUUUCAAAUCGACAGAACGUUCACGGCUUUCCUUCAUCGGCCCAAGAAGCAUUGCCCUAAAAUAAUCGGAAGUGGCUACAAGAACGAGGGCAUGAACCCUGACUGAGACUCUUUCAGCAGUAACUGUGAAAUCACACAGUGAAUCUUCUGCUCGAAGUUCGCGUAAUUUAUCAACUAAAUUUUCGCCGUAAGAAUCGGCGGUCACGUCAACCCUGUGCGUAGGAGACGUUUUCCUCGAAAUUAAAGCCAUUGUCUAUUCUCGUUUUCACUUAAAUCAUGCAAAUAUAUGAAGAUGGUUUAGAACCAAAGCGUUCUAGAAGCUGUCCCUGAAUUUUAUUUGAGGUAGAAUACCGACUUGCUCCAUUUAUCAUCACCACUCGGUAAGGAAUAUUUCACCUACUUAAUACGGUAAGGCCAUCUAUAUUCCCAAUGAAAGCGACA
Messenger RNA from Dimorphilus gyrociliatus, 3683 nucleotides. NCBI's taxonomy places the organism in Eukaryota, Metazoa, Annelida, Polychaeta, Dinophilidae. The record is from the annotation of a GenBank genome assembly.